GAAUCUUCUUUGCGGGCGCCUUUUUGUGCCUUCUUUCUCCCCUUUGGGCUGGAGCUGGCUCCACCGCAGGCAGGCAGGAUGCCGAUUAACAAAUUGGAGAAGCCGGACAAUUCUGACAAUGUCAAGGUCGUUGUUCGUUGUCGGCCUUUCAAUGAACGAGAGAAAGUGAUGUGUUAUAAGAUGGCUGUUAAUGUGGAUGAGAUGAGAGGCACCAUUACUGUCCAUAAAACAGAUUCUUCCAAUGAACCUCCCAAGACAUUUACAUUUGAUACUGUUUUUGGACCAGAGAGCAAACAGCUUGAUGUGUAUAACUUAACUGCAAGGCCAAUUAUAGACUCUGUUCUGGAAGGAUAUAAUGGUACCAUUUUUGCUUAUGGACAGACAGGAACAGGAAAAACAUUUACUAUGGAAGGUGUCCGUGCCGUGCCAGAACUCAGGGGGAUCAUUCCGAAUUCAUUUGCUCAUGUCUUUGGGCACAUUGCAAAGGCAGAAGGAGAUACAAGGUUUUUGGUUCGAGUCUCUUACUUGGAAAUUUACAACGAGGAAGUGCGGGAUUUGCUUGGGAAGGAUCAGACACAGAGGCUAGAAGUUAAAGAACGACCUGAUGUUGGAGUCUAUAUCAAAGAUCUCUCAGCUUACGUUGUAAACAAUGCAGAUGAUAUGGAUAGGAUUAUGACACUUGGACACAAAAACCGAUCUGUUGGUGCCACUAAUAUGAAUGAGCACAGUUCCCGUUCCCAUGCUAUCUUUACAAUCACAAUUGAGUGCAGCGAAAAGGGCAUCGAUGGGAAUAUUCACGUUCGCAUGGGAAAGCUGCAUCUAGUAGAUCUUGCGGGAUCAGAAAGGCAAGCAAAAACUGGAGCCACUGGACAGCGACUGAAGGAAGCGACAAAAAUUAAUCUUUCUCUCUCCACCCUUGGGAAUGUGAUUUCUGCCUUGGUGGAUGGAAAGAGCACUCAUGUGCCUUAUCGUAACUCUAAGUUGACUCGACUGUUACAGGAUUCCCUUGGGGGUAACUCCAAAACCAUGAUGUGUGCAAACAUUGGCCCAGCAGACUACAAUUAUGAUGAGACUAUCAGCACUCUGCGAUAUGCCAACCGUGCCAAGAACAUCAAGAACAAGGCCAGAAUCAAUGAAGACCCUAAGGAUGCCUUGCUUCGCCAGUUUCAAAAAGAAAUUGAGGAGCUUAAGAAAAAGUUGGAGGAAGGGGAAGAGAUCUCUGGUUCUGAGACAAGUGGCUCUGAAGAUGACGAUGAAGAUGAUGAUGGGGAGAUCAGAGAGGAUGGAGAAAAGAGGAAGAAACGAAGGGGCAGUAGCAGCAGCAGUAGUUCAGACUCCACAUGCUCUGUCAUAGAGAAGCCUCUGGAUAAGUCCUUCACUAAUCAAGCAGGAAAGAAGAAGGUUUCCCCUGACAAGAUGAUAGAGAUGCAAGCAAAGAUUGAGGAAGAGAGGAAAGCCCUUGAAACAAAGCUUGACAUGGAAGAGGAAGAACGAAACAAAGCCAGGGCUGAACUUGAGAAGCGGGAGAAAGACCUGCUCAAAGCACAGCAAGAGCAUCAGUCUCUGCUGGAGAAGUUGUCAGCCCUGGAAAAGAAAGUAAUAGUGGGAGGUGUGGACUUGCUGGCAAAAGCAGAGGAACAGGAGAAGCUUCUAGAAGAAUCUAACAUGGAGCUUGAGGAACGAAGGAAAAGAGCAGAACAGCUGCGUAAGGAGCUUGAGGAGAAAGAGCAAGAGCGUUUGGACAUAGAGGAGAAGUACACCAGCCUUCAAGAGGAAGCCCAAGGGAAAACUAAGAAGCUGAAGAAGGUCUGGACAAUGCUAAUGGCUGCAAAGUCAGAGAUGGCAGAUCUGCAGCAAGAGCAUCAAAGAGAAAUUGAAGGCUUACUGGAGAACAUUCGACAGCUCAGCAGAGAACUUCGUCUUCAAAUGCUCAUCAUAGACAACUUUAUACCUCAAGACUAUCAGGAAAUGAUUGAAAACUAUGUUCAUUGGAAUGAAGACAUUGGAGAAUGGCAGUUGAAAUGUGUGGCAUAUACAGGAAAUAACAUGAGGAAACAGACUCCUGUGCCAGAUAAAAAAGAAAAAGAUCCCUUUGAGGUGGACCUUUCCCAUGUGUAUCUGGCUUAUACCGAGGAAAGCUUGAGACAGUCUCUGAUGAAGCUAGAGAGACCAAGAACUUCAAAAGGAAGAUCAAGGCCCAAAACUGGCAGGAGGAAACGGUCUGCCAAGCCCGGAGCUGUGAUUGAUUCAUUACUUCAGUAGACUCAAACAGUGGUGGGACUGCAAUAAAGAUGAGCUUACUGCUUGGCCAAAAUCUACAGAUCCUGAUCUCUGACGAUCAUUGAGGAAUUUAAUGUGAUAUUGACACAGAAGUAGCUAUGAAGGCCUGAAUUUGUGACAUGGAUACAACUCAAAAUGCCUCUGCCCUUAUGUCCUCUGUUACCAUAACAUAAUACAUUCAUUCUAAUCUGUAUAGUGAUUGUGAGCUUGUCAUUGUGGCUGAUGCUGCUCCAGGUGUUGUGCAAGAGAAUCUACUGGGAGGUAGCCUGUGUUAAAAGGAAAUGUAUAGGAAGAAGAAAUUUUGUGAGUGACUAUUUUAAUCAUAUUACCCUUGUUGUAAGUAGAUAAAUGGAAACUCACAUCCUGAGUCCUCUUUUACUUUGUGUAGUGUCCCUUGCUUUGUUCUACGUUGCACUAUUGUAGACGUCAUUAUUUUUAUUUAAGAGUGGCAACUGCAGAUUCAUGAGAUACUCUGGAUUCCCUAAAUAUCCUCUACAAACAUCUAUAUAAAUAACUUUCCAUUUCUUUUGCACGUAUACUGUAUGCAUAAACUUUGGCUUAGAUCUAUCAGAAGAUUGGUGAUUUGAGGGGAUUUCUGACUACAGUCAUGAUUUCCCUACUUCCCUCUCUUGCUCCAGCCCCAAAUGCUUCCAGAAAUGUUGCUCUUAGGGCACAAGGAAUACCCAGGAAUAGCAGGUAGGGGUACCCCCCCCCCCGCCCCAAGCACACAUGAAAAUUCUCUGGUAGAUCCAAGUCUUCAUACUGUAAAUUUAGGUGGCUCUGCAUUUGCCCAUGCCUAGAAGGCACGAAAUUAUUUGGAUUUAAAUUGUAGUCUGUAUCUUUCUUCAAAGGGGCCAUGCUUGAUUAUGGGAACAAUCCAUUUAGUAUAUCUGCUGUGUAACUUUCAUUCAUUUUAAUAUGGACCUAAAAGCUCCCAUUAAGGCUGUAUAGGAGCAGUAUGUUGGGGCUUGGAGUCAUUGUUCCCUUGCUCUGGAAAAAUGCAUCUUCACUUCAGCAGACUACGAGUGCUCUUUGCAGGAGUGGAGAAAGUGAUGCUUGUUUGCAGCAGGCUCCUAAAUUCCUAAAUGCUCAGAGACACCAAGAAGGAUCCAUGUUGUGUUUGCCUUGAGGCUUCAUAUGUUAUGUAGAGGCAGAGAGAGAAGCCAUAUAAAUGACUUCUGUUUCCUGAGAAGAAUUUGGGGAUGUUGCCUUAUGGUGGGAUCAGUGAGUCCCAAUGACAUCUGUGCACAGUGAUCAGCAAUCACCCUUCUUCCCUCCGCUUAUAGCUUAUUAUUAACUAACUUUCUGAGACUUAGUUUGACUGGAAAUGAAAUCAGUUUCUGAGUUUGUGUGUGUGUGUUUACUCUUGAACCUGUCAGAUUCCUGUUAACUAAAAUAAGUUUCUUUCUGGUUUUCCAUGAGAGCAUCUGCUGAUGUGUGUGGCUGUGGAAUAUUACUUGAGCCUUGAAAAUUGAAUGCUGUCGAUUUGCAGGAAGCUCAAAAACGUAUUUUAAAGGGUAAUGCCAUUUUAGAAGAAAGGCUCUGUUCUUUUUCAUCAAAUCAUCUAUUUGACUGGGAAAACAGAGCUUGGAAAUAAUGAGUCCAGUGCAAUUGUCUUGUAUUGCAUAGUUUCGCUAAAAGGAACGAUAGCAUCUCUCCAAGACAUCAAGAACUUCCUUUAUCUGCAAUUUUUGAAAGAAUUUAUGGAACAAGCAGUGGGGUUACACUGGUCAAGCUGCUUGGUGUGCUGGUGCUCUCUCAUCAGUAGAGUUUCCUUUUCCCACUUGCAGAUGCUUUUUGGCUUAUCCUUCCACUUCCCUGCUUGUUUUCCAAACCCAAACUCUUCUUGAACUGCGAUGCCACACACAAUAAUUUACAUGUAUUCCUUUUGUAGCAUGUACAUGAUGUGGUGAUUAAAAUGCACACUGUAAGAGACAAAGAUCUCUAAUGUUAACAUAAGCUGAUGGUGUGACUUAAAUUGUAAAAAUAAUUGACAGCUGAUGUGAUGUUAAAUGCUCCAAACAAAAUGGAGAUGUGUUUGUGCUAAGGAAAAAAAUGAAUGAAUUUGGCUGAGUCUUAGUCACUGUUGCUUUUAUAAAUUCAUUAACUACAGCUAAAGAACACUUGAAUACAAGUGUGAAGCAUAUAUAUGGACAGGUUAAAUGUUGUCCUUUUGAACAUCAGUGGACUGUAAUUCAGGUUUGCUGUAGCCCUUUCUAUUGAGAGGCAGGGUAAAUAUAGGGGUAACUUUGAAACACCAUUGGGUCCAGACACCAAAAAUGUGCUAUAUUGUGGGCUGAAGAAAAGCUUACAGCUGCAUAUUUUGUGGUAUGUGGUCAUAAAACCACUAAAAACUUAAUUAAAUGUCUAAAUUAGGUUAUGAAAAAAUUAACCUCAUGGGACUUUAAACUUACCUUGCUGUACUAUUGCUCUGAAUAUUCAUUUUUCAGUAACUCUGAAGAGGGAACAGACCUCUCAGCUGAAAUACACUCCAUCAUGGCAAAGUAUAGUGGCAUUUUCUAGCAGCCAGCUAAUCUGAAAUCCAUGAACCUAUAUGGUGGGUCCCCUCCUGGAUUUCACUGCAGUAUUUGGAGAUAGACCAACAUAUAGAACUGAGAUUGUUGAAACUUGUGAUACAGAACACAUUCCUAUUCUACCCUGCUGGGCUAGGUACACAAGAGCUUCCUCUUCUACUCAGUACGCUGUUGUAAUAAUCUGGGUAUCUGGCAGCCCAGUGGUGACUCCAGGGUAUGGGGACAUACACACUGAACAUGCCUGCUGUGUGCUAAAAUAUAGGUUGUAUAAUUGUGUUGAAAAACUGCGACACCUAAAAGUCAAGCAAAGGAAAUGCUGUUUGUAUACAUUCUCCUUUGAUACUACUGGAUUAGCUUAGUAUUUUUUUCUGAUGAGCUUUGUUUUGGAUAUUAAAUUACUUGUUGAGAAAUAGGAAACUUAAAAUUGUUCUGUUUUGAAAGCAUGUACUUAGCAGAUUUUUUUUUCAUUUGGAAAAUUUACUAUUUUAUAUGGCUUCUAGUUUAUGCCUAGGCCAUUUAUUUGGUCUUAAACACCCUCUAUAACAAAAUGCCCCUUUUAUUUUGUCUUUGAAAAAAAAGCUACUUUAAGCACCAUCUUAAGAAUUGCAGGAACUUCUGCAAAGGGAAGAAAAAUUACAGAUUGAACUCUUUCCCUGCUGUGUUGCUGCAGUGAUAGGUUAUGGCCAAUGCAGUACCAAAUAUAACACAUGGUAGGUUUCUCAUUAUCUUUUAACCACAUCUCCAGGCACGUGCCGCCUAUCUGCCUUGUAGUCUAAUUUUGUCCUUCACCCUACCAUGCCCUUCUGGGGGAUUCUGCUGCUGGCUCUUGCUUGCUAUAAAGCUGAUGAGGGGAGCAAGAUGGGGUCCAGUGAAAGUAUAUGGCAGCACAAUUUAGUGAUCUGUUGCGAUCCACACUUGGUGCGUGUUCUACUUUUCUCUCUCCGCUCCUUUCAAAUGAAUUUAAGAGAACUGGCCUAGUGUUUUCUCUUUAAAAUAUUGUUAGACUAACACACACAAACUAUUUAACUGGUUCUUGAAUUGCAAGAGGUAGAGGGGAAAUUGGUCUCUCUUAGUGCCUUUGCAAUCGGUUAUACAGUACUCUUAUACUUUCUAAAUUAGAGCAGUUGGUCGUCAAUCCAUGCCAUCAGUUCUGUAUAUAAGGGAGAAAAAUGGUCAAUGUACAAUUCACACGUAUUUAUUGUUUUGCUAGCUUUUUAGAGUUAACGUUUUGUUUUAUUGUAUUGUUGUAUACAAAUUGUAUUCCUUAUGUUGUAUAUGUAUAUAGUGGUAUAACAUCUCUACGUGGAGAUUGUUGAAGCCAAGAAAUAAAAGCCAUGGC
Molecule: messenger RNA, 6153 nt
Organism: Eublepharis macularius
Lineage: Eukaryota; Metazoa; Chordata; Lepidosauria; Squamata; Eublepharidae
Gene: KIF3A
Product: kinesin family member 3A
Exons: 19
Coding region: 79-2262 (727 amino acids)
Biological process (GO): microtubule-based movement
Molecular function (GO): ATP binding; microtubule motor activity; microtubule binding
Source: RefSeq, a predicted model, not a curated record